This is a messenger RNA of Trametes versicolor FP-101664 SS1, 2069 nucleotides long. It is a transcript of the gene TvFet3A, whose product is annotated as Fet3 protein. The coding region runs from base 1 to 1887 and encodes 628 amino acids. Gene Ontology annotation, biological process: reductive iron assimilation; cellular response to iron ion starvation. The record is from RefSeq and is a predicted model, not a curated record. NCBI's taxonomy places the organism in Eukaryota, Fungi, Basidiomycota, Agaricomycetes, Polyporales, Polyporaceae. Gene Ontology annotation, molecular function: ferroxidase activity; copper ion binding. The transcript has 10 exons. Gene Ontology annotation, cellular component: high-affinity iron permease complex.
AUGAAGUGGUCUGCCCUCGCCCCCCUCUUCGCCGCGGCACCCACCCUCGCCGCGGUCCACGAGAUCUGGUGGAACAUCACCUACGUCGAGAACGCCAACCCCGACGGCCUUCAGCCCCGUCGCGUUAUUGGUGUCAACGGCACAUGGCCUCCCCCGCCCAUUGAUGUCACGACCGACGAUGUCCUGCUCGUCCAUGCCACCAACUCCAUUGAGGAGCCUUCUUCUCUCCACCACCACGGCAUGUUCUUCAACUCUACCUCAUGGAUGGACGGCGCGGUCGGCGUCUCGCAGUGUGGUAUCCCGACUGGGUCCACCUUCGACUACGUCGUACCCAUUAACUCUUCGGGUCAAUGGGGCACCUACUGGGUGCACGCACAUGCUUCGGGUCAAUAUGUCGAUGGUCUUCGCGCCCCCGUAGUCAUUCACCCGCCGAAGGAGGUGCACACCUAUGACGAGGAGUUCACCGUCGUUCUUGGCGACUGGUAUCACGAUCAGCAUUCCACUCUUCUUGACCAGUUCGUCAACAUCGCGAACCCGGGCGGUGCCGAGCCUGUCCCCGACUCGGCCCUCGUUUACUUUGCGCAAAACGGGACUUACCUUGGCCCUAUCUCCGGGACGUCGCCCGACCCGGUCACCGGUGCCGUGGGCUUCAACGAGAACGCGACGCUGCCUUUCCAGCCCGGAAAGACUUACCGUCUGCGCAUCGUGAACACUAGCGCGUUCGCGGCGUUCUUCUUCUGGAUCGAUGGCCACGACAUGCGCAUUAUCGAGGCGGAUGGUGUCGACACCGAGGAGUCGCCUAUCGACCUCAUCUCCAUCACCGUCGCGCAGCGCUACUCUGUCCUCGUCACCGCACGUAACGACACGACGGCUUCGAACUGGGCUAUCCACGCCAACAUGGACACCGACAUGUUCGACACCAUCCCUGACGCGCUCAACCCCAACAUCACCUCGUCCGUGACCUACGAUGCGUCUCAGCCGCUCACCGAUCUCGGCGCGGUCGCUGAGUACCACGACGUGGACGACCUCGCUCUCGUUCCCGUCGCCGCCAAGGAGCUCCCCCUCGCCGACCGCACGAUCGAGCUCGAAGUGUUCUUCGACACAAUGGCGGAUGGCACGAACCACGCGAUGUUCAACAUGGUCACCUACAACAGCCCGCUGGUACCGUCGAUCAUGUCUGAGAUGACCCUCGGCGAGAACGCGACCGCUGUGUCUGCCUACGGCCCCAACUCAUUCGUCCUCGACCACCUGAGCGUGUUCGACAUCGUCCUCAAGAACGGUGAUGCCGGCAAGCACCCCUUCCAUUUGCACGGGCACAACAUGCAGCUCGUCGGCCGCGCGCAGGAUUACACCUCCGACGACCCCGAGCUCAACCCGCCCCUGAACAACAGCCAGGCUAACCCCAUGCGUCGCGACACCGUGCAGGUCCCCUCAGGGACCUCCGUCACCCUCCGUGUCGUCGCAGACAACCCCGGAGCCUGGUUCUUCCAUUGCCAUAUCGAAUGGCAUUUGGAAGUCGGUCUCGCGGUGACGUUCCUUGAGGCACCCACCAUCGCUCAGGAGCGCGACGCCAUCCCCCAGUUCAUGUUCGACCAGUGCCAGGCGCUGGGCAAGCCUAUCUCCGGCAAUGCCGCCGGACACGCAUCCGCCACCGACCUCACUGGCCUUACCACUGGGCCCUUCCCGCAGAACAACGGCUGGCACGCGAAGGGCAUCGGCGCAAUGUUCGGCUGUGUCCUUACCGCGACGAUCGGAAUGGCCUCCGUGACGUGGUACACGCUCGGCGGGCACAUCUCCGAGGAGGAGAUGGAGCAUGAGGCGCGCGAGCAGCAGGAGGCGAAGGCGCGCCGUGGCCGUUUCUUCGGCUUGAUCAAGCAGCGCUCUUGAGCGAGCCUUGCUCCGACGUAGGCGUGCGUCGUCGUGCGGUGUAUUUCUUAAUACUCUUAUUAUGAUAAAAGGGCGGGGCGCGCGCGCGACAGGGCAGCGCGUCGGCCGCGGGGCUGUUGGUAGUAGUUAGACGAUCACGCACAUGUGUAGUACUCAUGAUCUUCUCAUGGAUUUGACGAUUU